Molecule: messenger RNA, 1487 nt
Organism: Fonticula alba
Lineage: Eukaryota; Rotosphaerida; Fonticulaceae
Product: pyruvate dehydrogenase E1 component subunit alpha
Exons: 6
Coding region: 32-1225 (397 amino acids)
Biological process (GO): pyruvate decarboxylation to acetyl-CoA
Cellular component (GO): intracellular membrane-bounded organelle
Molecular function (GO): pyruvate dehydrogenase (acetyl-transferring) activity
Source: RefSeq, a predicted model, not a curated record
CGCUUCGCCGUUUCGCUCGCCCGUAGUCACCAUGCUGUCUACCGCCACCCGCCUCGCCUCGCGCAACCUCCUCUCCAAGCCUCUGGCUUCUCUCGCCCCCCGUGCUGGUCUCGCUACCGCCGCCAGCAACGACGAGAAGCAGAUCAAGGUCGAGUUCCCCGACAAGUGGGUCGUCCACAAGCUUGAUGAGACCCAGCAGCCCCCCUCCUUCGCCUACACCAACCGCAAGGAGCUGCUGGACUACUUCUACGAGAUGACCGUCGUCCGCCGCAUGGAGAUCGCUGCCGACACUCUCUACAAGAGCCGCAUGAUUCGUGGCUUCUGCCAUCUGGCCAACGGCCAGGAGGCCGUCUCCACUGGUGUUGAGGCCGCCCUGGAGAAGGAGGACUCCAUCAUCACCUCUUACCGUUGCCACGGCUUCGUCUACACUCGUGGUGAGCCGGUCGGCACCAUUCUCGCCGAGCUCAUGGGCCGCGAGGCUGGCUGCACCAAGGGUAAGGGUGGCUCCAUGCACAUGUUCACCAACGAGUUCUACGGUGGUAACGGCAUUGUCGGCGCCCAGGUCCCCCUCGGCGCUGGUAUUGCCUUUGCCCACAAGUACAACGGCCGGAAGAACAUCUGCCUGGCCGCCUAUGGCGAUGGUGCCGCCAACCAGGGCCAGGUGUUCGAGGCCUUCAACAUUGCCAAGCUCUGGGACAUCCCGGCCAUCUUCGUCUGCGAGAACAACCAGUACGGCAUGGGUACCUCGGCCGAGCGCUCCUCCGCCUCCACCACCUACUACACUCGUGGUGACUACGUCCCCGGCAUCCGUGUCAACGGCAUGGAUGUCCUGCAGGUCCGCGAGGCCGUCAAGUGGGCCAAGGAGUAUGUCCUCAACCACGGCCCCCUGGUCAUGGAGAUGAUGACCUACCGCUACUUCGGCCACUCCAUGUCCGACCCGGGCACCACCUACCGCUCCAAGGAGGAGGUGGAGAACAUUCGCCGCAGCCGCGAUCCCAUUGCCUUCGUCAAGGGCCUGCUCCUUGAGAACGGCCUGGCCACUGAGGCUGAGCUGAAGGAGCUCGACAACAAGGCUCGUGAUGAGGUUGAGGCUGGUGUUGCCUUUGCCAAGGCCUCCCCCGAGACCCCGCCCGAGCACCUCUUCACCGACGUCUACAUCAAGGGCCACGAGGUCCCCUACCUGCGUGGUCGCCACACCAGCGAGACCCACUACUUCCAGAAGUAAGGUGGUCAAGCUGCGGCCUGGCUCUGCGUGCCUGCGCCCCGCCCGGGGUGCGUGCGAGGCGAGGCGAGAGGGGCGUGGGGCGCGUGCUCGCGAGUGGCCACGCUCCCCCUCCCCCGAUAAUGCCCUCUUUUACCUGUCCCUCUUGAUGAACCCCACCUCCUCCUCUUGCCCCCCGUGUAUGCGCGCGCCCUGUCUUCAAAUGUGCAAAAAAAAAUCCUGCCCACACACUUCUCCUCGCCCCACAAAUAAAGGAUACCCAUCC